CUCCGAAGCCCAACUCACAACCUAGAGUCAUCUAUUAUCAUUAGAAAGCAUGACACAGCAACGGCGACCUAGUUCCUUGUCGCUGUCCAUUGGACUUUGCCUGGCAUUAUUGGCUUCAUUGCUUCAAGGCGCAACAUCCCAAAUUUCAGAUGUCGAGCUAUGUGCAUGUUCCCCCCGAGUGUACGAGUUGACAUUCGACUUUGAUUUGGAGUGCGAGCCAAUCAAUGUUGAUUUUGAUAGUGGUGGUAUUGCCGACGCGACUUGUCAUGUCAAUGGAUUCGACAACAUCAAUGUAACUGAUCUUGUUCCGGUAGCAGUUUCCAGUGUUCAGCUGAUCGAGAUUGGACAAGGCGGAGCUCCCAUUGCAGUUGAGCAAUACACAGGAGACUACCGUGAUGGUGAUUCCAUUGAAUAUGAAUCCAUUUCAUUCGAAGGAGUUGUAGCACCUCGUGCGUUCCAAGUACGAGCUCUCGGGAGGAACGAAGGAGGAGACCCAUUGGUUCUUCAGUGGGCUGUUACCUAUAGCAACAACUGUGGUGUCUGGCCUGUCCUCGAAGUCAAUGACAGUGUUGGGUGGACUAUCUUUACCGGUUUGGCCCGACCUCUGGCAAUCGCUUGUCCUGCUGUAAUCAUUCCCGAAACUGACGAACCCACUGCUAGCCCAACCGUGACCCCCACGCUGCCUCCUACUGAUCCACCAACUGUACCCCCCACAUUAUCACCAACUGAGACGCCAACAGUGCCACCCACACAAUCCCCAACUGUACCGCCCACUAUUGCACCGACUGGUUCUACUCCUUCACCAACUUUCUCUCCCUCAGAAUCUCCAACUGGGCCACCAACAAUUUCCCCAACUGGAUCACCAACUGUUUCCCCAACCAAAGAACCAACCGUGACUCCUGGAGUUCCUUCUAUGGCGCCAACCACCUCUCCACCCACUACUGAGGCUCCUUCCGAUCCACCCACAACAGAGGCUCCUACCGUUCCUCCAGAAAUGUCAUUCUCUUACUCAUUUUCCUACGACUUCAGCUUGGAUGAAUUGGAGGUGGAACUAUCUUCGGAGGAGGAAGAGUUUGGAAGAGACGACGCCAGCGAAGAAGAUCACGUCGAGCCUCCCUGCAGAAAAAGGAAGAUCAGAAAGGUCAGGAGAGUCAGAAAGAGCCGUGCUCUCUUGGAUAAACCCCCCGCAAAAAAGACCGCAGCCAAGAGGAAGACAAAGAAUGCCUCCGAGUUUGACGCUCACGGUGAAAAUGCCACCAUGCCAACUUUCGAAUCCGUUGAUGAACCUGAUGUAAUCGAGUCUUUUGAUGACCUUCAAGUGUAUGAGAGUGGUGACGAGAUGAUUAUGGAGUCGAUUUCUGGCUCGGAGUCAGAAGAAGAAGAGGACGAAUACGAAGAGUACGAAGAGAUCGAAGAGAUUGUAGUCUGUCCAGGAGACGACUUGUACGAAGUUUCGAGUACCAGCAAGGGCAAGGGUGGCACCAGCACCGGCUACACCACCAGCAAGGGUUCCAGCUAUAGUACCAGCAAGGGCUCCAGCUAUAGUACCAGCAAGGGCUCAAGUGCUAGCAAUGGAUACAGCACCAGCAAGGGCUCAGGCACGAGCAUGAGUCUCAAGGACAAGAGCAAUGGAAGAUCUACCUACAGCUCCAAGGGAAAAUCCGAUUACAGUCUCAAGGACAAGAGUAAAGGAAAAUCCGAUUACAGCUCCAAAGGAAAAUCUGAUUACAGCUCCAAGGGAAAAUCUGACUACAGCAGCAGCAAAGGAACGAGUGCUGACAAGAAAUCGCGUCCUUCGGGCAAGGGCAUGAGCAUGACCAGCAAGGCCAGUGGCUACACGAUGAGCUAUGACGAUGAAAGUCAAGCAGAGGAUAACGCCUACAUAAGUGAUUCAGAAGAAGCCGAGGAAGAUGACACCUACUACACCAGCAGCAAAGGUUCAAAGGGAAGUUCAACCAUUGGCUCCAAGAGCACAAGCAGCAAAGGUUCGAAGGGCAGCUCCAGCAGUAGCUCCAAGGGCACCAGCAGCAAAGGAAAGACUGCCGAGAAGAAGAUGCGCCCUUCAGGCCAGGGCAUGAGUAUGACAAACAAGGCCAGUGGCUACUCAGAGGAUUUCAAUCCAGAAUACAUGGAGCAUGAUAGCUCUGAGGAUGAAGAAGACAGCUACUCCAGCAAAGGUUCGAAGGGCAGCUCAAGCAGCAGCUCCAAGGGCACCACCAGCAAAGGUUCUUCGAAGGGCAGCUCAAGCAGUAGCUCCAAGGGCACCACAAAGAGUGCCGAAAAGAAAAUGCGCCCUUCAGGCAAGGGCAUGAUCAUGUCAAGCAAGGCGAGUGGCUCCAUGAUGGACUCUGAUGAUGAAGACUACCCAGAAGAUAGUGAAGACGCUUACAUCAGCAAAGGUAACAAGAAGCUCGGAAAGAAGUCAGCAAGAAGGGACCAGACGUCAAAGCUUCGCAACACCAACAAGCUGAUCCACCGGUACUAAACACUACCGUACUACACACCAUGAGCCUUCAGAAGAUUGACUCAUUUGAUGGAGAAUCAUUCAUCGCCGCAUAAUUCAUAAUCCUUGUGAUCGCCAGAGAAGACACAUUCAGUAAGUUUAUAACAGAAAAAUACAUGCAUCCAGAGACAGUAGACUGUAACAGUAUAAGAGACGUCCAACC
Molecule: messenger RNA, 2666 nt
Organism: Seminavis robusta
Lineage: Eukaryota; Bacillariophyta; Bacillariophyceae; Naviculales; Naviculaceae
Source: the annotation of a GenBank genome assembly